ACUAGUCCCAUGCACGGUAGCUCCUCCUCACCCUUCAGUCAGCUGUCACGUGGUAUCCGCCGCAAGCAUGCGAGCUUCCAUCAUUAGAGACGACAUUGAGAAGAUGGGGGUGUGUCUUCUCCACGCCCUCCCGCCCCAAGACGCGUCAUCGACGGACUCAUCUUCGGAUCCACGCAUCACCGAACUUCUCGACGCCUACAGCGACGUGUUCGAAGGCCCGCACGGAGUAGUAUCGGAUCGACCCAUCCACCACGAGAUCAUCCUCGAGGACGGGGCCGUACCUCCACGCGGUUGCAUCUACCGAAUGAGUGAGGAAGAGCUAAGUGUGCUUCGGGCACAACUCAACGACCUUCUGGAGAAAGGCUGGAUUCGGCCUAGCUCAUCGCCAUACUGUGCUCCUGUUCUCUUCGUCCAGAAGAAGAACAAGGAUUUGCGGUUGUGCAUCGAUUAUCGCAAGCUCAACACGCAGACGAUCAGAAACGCCGACCCUCUCCCACGCAUCGACGAUCUUCUCGAGCGACUGGGCGGCGCCAAGUUCUUCUCCAAGCUCGAUCUCAAGUCGGAAUAUCACCAACUCGAGAUUCGCAAGGAGGAUCACUACAAGACCGCGUUUAAGACGGGAUAUGGGCAUUUCGAAUGGCUGGUCAUGCCAUUUGGCCUUACGAAUGCCCCAGCCACUUUCCAAGCGGCUAUGACAACGGAGUUCCGACACAUGCUGGAACGCUACGUGCUUAUCUACCUCGACGACAUCCUGGUGUACAACCGGAGUUUGGAGGAGCAUGUGGAACACCUGCGCACCGUUUUGGAGCGGCUACGUCAAACCAAGUACAAAGCCAACCACGACAAGUGCGAAUUCGCGCGGCAGGAGCUAGAGUACUUCGGACACUAUGUGACGCCGAAAGGCAUCCGUCCGCUUGCGGACAAGAUUGAGGCCCUACGAGUAUGGCCCGAGCCCACCAACACCACGGACGUUCGUUCAUUCAUGGGGUUGGCGGGCUACUAUCAGCGAUUCAUCACCGGAUGCUCCAGGAUUGCUGCACCUAUGACGAGGUUACAGUCGCCAAAGGUGCCAUUCGUAUUCGAUGACGACGCACGCCGUCUUGGAACAGCACGACGGCUACGACUGGCACCCUGUGGAGUCAGCCACAAAGUGCCUCCCAUCAACUCGCUUGAUGAUGCAACGAAGAAGGAGCUGCUCGCAUUCGUCAUGGCUCUCAAGCGAUGGCGGCACUUCCUCCUUGGGCGUCGUAGGUUCACAUGGGUUACGAACAACAAUCCAUUGACCUACUACAAGACGCAGGAUAUGGUGAGCCGCACGAUCGGACGAUGGAUGUACUUCAUCGACCAGCUUGACUUCACACCGAAACAUCUUCCCGGCCUCUCAAAUCACGCAGCAGAUGCACUCUCGCGGAGACCUGAUCUUUGCGCUAUGACACAUCAUGCCUUCGCAUUCGACGAGGAGCUUCAGCGACACUUCAUCCGGGCAUAUGAGUCUGAUCUGGACUUCGCCAUGUUGUAUGCACAGAUAUCUUCGGAUCACCCGCCGACCAGCCACUAUCCCAUUGCCGAUGGGUACUUGCUCCUCCACUCGAGAGGCAAGGACUUACUAUGUGUCCCACGCGACCGCCGUCUUCGGACUCGCCUCCUCGGCGGGUAUCAUGAUUCACGACUCGCCAGCCAUUUAGGAGUCAACCGCACUAUUGCACGGCUUCGACAGCGAUUCCGAUGGCCCGACCUCAUUACCGAUGUCACUCAGUAUUGCGACUCUUGCGAAGUUUGCCGACGCAGCAAGCUCCGCAACCGCAAUCCCUACGGCGAGUUACGCCCGAUGCCUAUCCCACGGGAACCCGGGCUCUCCAUUGCCAUGGACGUCACCGGUCCGUUCCCUCGCGACCGGCUCGGGCACGACGGCAUCCUCACGGUUGUGGACCGAUUGAAAGACAUAGUCAGCGACCGCGACACCCACUUCAUGUCGGCAUUUUGGACUGCUCUCAUGCAGGAGUCCGGCACGAAGAUGAAACCAAGUUCGGCUCGGCACCCACAGACGGACAGGCAAACGGAGCGGGCACAUCAAACCGCUCAAAUGAUGCUUCGUACGCUCAUCCGUCCGGACCAGAAAAAUUGGGUUGACCGCCUCCCCGACAUCGAGUUCGCCUACAACACUUCGGUGCAUCCGGCGAUCGACGUGACUCCAUUCGAGUUGCACCACGGUGGACGGAAAGGCCGGAUCUUUGCCGACCUUCUCCUCCCUCGACCAGCCGACAUUGACGCUGCCUGCUCUCCCGCUUCCGUCCGGAAGUACAGGGAAUUGCUGACUCAAGCCCGCGCGAACAUGCAAAAGGCUCAAGUCCGCAUGCAGCAGCAAGCCAACAGGCAUCGCGUACCAUGUCCCAUCCACGCCGGUGAUCUGGUUUGGGUCUCCGCGGAAGAGUUUGCACUGGAACAGGAUGUUUCACGCAAACUGCUUCCCAAGUGGUUUGGACCUUGGUCUGUGACAGCAGCCGCGGGCGAUGAGCCCGAUGGCCCUUCAUUUGUGAUCAACAUUCCCGAGCACGGUCCAUCCAGUCAUUCCAAAGCUGGCAACAUAUACACCAGCUAAGAGCGACGACUUCCCGGGCCGACGAUCGCAGGACCCUCCUUCUAUGGAUGGUCAUCAGGAGGUUGACCGCGUCAUCUCGGAUCGCAAGUACAGCAGCAAGCCGCGA
This is a messenger RNA of Chara braunii, 2705 nucleotides long. The record is from the annotation of a GenBank genome assembly. Lineage: Eukaryota; Viridiplantae; Streptophyta; Charophyceae; Charales; Characeae.